GGCAACAAGUUAGCCUCUAUCUAAUUUUUCCUGAAUUCAAUUAAGCCACACAUUGUCCUCUUGUUGCUCUAUGCACGGCUGAAGAUCUCCCAAGCAAAAGGAUUGCCCACUUUAGUUUAGAAUCAGAUUAGCCUCUCAUGUUUUUCCUCACUGCCGCAAGCCACAAGAAAUAUAGCUCAAAGAAAGAAUUUCAUUGCAUUCCCUUUUCUCACGUACACAAACCGUGAACUACCUUGAAGGCAAAUGAUCAUCCAAAUUUCUAUUCUUUUUCCACUGCAUGUUUCGGCUGAGUGGAGCAAUCAACAAGGAGAUUUGGAACAUAAUCUCACACACUUCUCUCCCUCUCCUUUCGGCUGAAAACUCCCAAGCAAGGAGGUAGGCGUUUGUCUCUUUGUGGCUGUUUCCUACUAGAUCGGUCCUAAUUCAGUUUUGUUGUUUUUUCCACUGCAUGCUCAAGACUCAGCCAUGAUUGAGCCAUUCUUUCUCCUUGCAUGCAAAGACAAGAGUGUGAGAGUGAGAGCAGAACCUUUGGUGGUUGUCCCAUUCAACGAUGGUGAAACAAUUGGGCACUUGAAGUGGGCACAAAUCGUGAAUUGCUCCUCCAACCCCCAUUCAAUGUGCGGCUGUGAAGGUUCAUAAACCUUAAGGAUGCCGGAUGGACUUGGGGGCUGUUUUGAUUAAAAAUGUUAAAGACUCGAGGUCUUAGUUAUGCCUUCAGCUGUUGUGGGGACAGUACGCUCAUUGGAGCGUGACUCUAAUGCCUGCAAGGUUGCAAGAGCGGGAGAUAACGUAGCUGUAACAUUGCUAGGUGUAGAUGGAAGUCGUGUAAUGGCAGGAGGUGUACUAUCCCAUCCUGACUUUCCUGUCACAGUUGCAAAGCAUUUGGAGUUGAAAGUACUUCUCUUGGAUGGUGCAAGUCCCUUAUUGGGGGGCUCUCAGUUAGAGUUUCAUAUACACCAUGCAAAGGAACCUGCUAGAGUUUCAAAAAUAUUGUCAGUACUUGAUCCCAAGACUGGUAAGGUAACCAAAAAGUCCCCACGCUGUCUUACUGCAAAGCAAAGUGCAGUAAUUGAGGUGAUUUUGCACGAGACAGUCUGUGUAGUAGAGUUCUCUAGUUGCAAAGCACUUGGAAGGGUGUCCUUAAGAUCAUUAAGAAGAACAAUUGCUGUUGGACUUGUGACAACAAUUAUUGAAGAUGAAAAUUAGUUUAUGAUAUUUGUCAUAAAAGAUUAGAUGAUGAUAACAUGGAGAAUUUAAUGGUAUUUUCAGUAAACAUCUUUGUUUGCCAUCUAAGUCUAGAAUUAGUUAUGGUGGCAGACAGCGGGCGGCUGUGUGACUCUUGUUGAGUUUCUCGGGUCAAUAUGUGAAUUAUGUAAGAGUAGUCCAGUUUUUUUUUUUUUGUCACUAUAUAUGUAUCAUAGGAAUAAAUCUUUGGUGCUACUGCUGCACCAAGAUUCAGUGCAUCCCAUCAAUGAAAUUAUUACACAUCAUAGGAGAGAGAAAAAAUUUGACAGAGAAAAAAAACUUUAGCUGACAUGUAAUAAUUUUAUUAGUGGGAUGUACUGAAUCUUUGGUGCAACAGUAGCACCAAAGAUUUAUUCGUAUCAUAGGUGAGCGUUCCUUUUCAUUAGUCUGGAGUUCUACUAUAGCAAUCUAGUGGGAUUAGAAGACAGAAAAAUGAUGUAUCCGUUGGAUGUAAUUGCUUUUAUUCUUUGAUGCCUAGACUUCAGCAUAGAUUGAUCUGCUUAUAAUAAAGCACUGCAUCACUUGUUUAUAUUCGGGGCUUGCAAAUCAUGAAAAACUCCUGGUGUUGUUCUCGGGGAAGGCAUUAUUUUUCUACUUACGGUCUCUGGUUAAGGAAUGUGGUCUGGGACCAUCCUGUUGCUUGUAGAGAAUCAAUGAAUGAUCCAAAAUUGGAUCAAAUAAUGUCGGUGAUUUUUUAUUUUUGGUGAGGCUUUGGACCUAUGUUGCGGUUCUGGUGGAGGAGUCUUCUCUAGUGGAUUCCGUUGUGGCUCCCUAAUGGCCUAAUGGGUUAUGGGAAAGCGGGGAAAUGAAUUUUUUCGUAUCUGAAUUUGACCUAUGUUCUGGUGUGAGAAGAUUUUAUUCAUUCAUUAUUAAUCAAUCCUCAUGUUAGAGUUGCAUAGAAGCUUGAUUUACCUUAAUGAAAUAUAUAGUUUUUAAUUA
Gastrolobium bilobum is the source of this 2184-nucleotide messenger RNA. RefSeq lists its product as uncharacterized. Lineage: Eukaryota; Viridiplantae; Streptophyta; Magnoliopsida; Fabales; Fabaceae. The transcript is spliced from 6 exons. The record is from RefSeq and is a predicted model, not a curated record. Bases 709 to 1206 code for a protein of 165 amino acids. Gene Ontology annotation, biological process: translation. Gene Ontology annotation, molecular function: GTPase activity.